ACAGCUUGCCGAGAACGGAUUGAAACGCUGUUGAGUAAACAUCAACUUUGAGUGUAGUGAAAAUCCUGAUCUUAUGGACUCUGAUCUCAAUUCUGAUCCAGGUGAAGACCCUGAAUCAAUCCAAUACAUGGACCAUGAAAACCAAACAAAGAGAACAAGAGAAGAACUAGAAAGUGAUAACGAAGAAAACCCAAUCUCAAAACAACCGAAAAACAAAGAAGCCGGAUGGAAAGCACCGGAAGAACCCCAACCAACAACAAGUAACAACCAAGCAAAUAUGGAGGUGCAGAUCAACCAUCUAUAACAAAGUACUACAUACUGAGACAUACAAAGAUCUUCCUACAAACAACUAAAUUAAUUGAUAUAAUUUAAGAAACAAGAAGCCAAGAAAAAAAAGAGGAUCCAGGGGAUAUAGACAACAACAGUCUAAAACCCUAAAACAGGAAAGAAGAAGAAGAAGAAGAAACAGCUUGCCUUUCUUGAACAAUCCGACUCUUGUUUUUUUCUCGUAUCUGAAGGUAAUGCAUGGCUGUAGGUGAGGUAUGAGGGCGCUUUGGAGAAGCUGUGUGUUGGAUGUGGGCUUGUUGGUCACACUUUGCUUUCUUUACGUGUGUUUGGAAGGAAAUGCUUUGGAGUCUGAGGUUAAACCCAAGAUGCAUCAGGUCUGCUAUUAUGCUAUUCCCAAUAAAGCAAGUGGUGAUAUUACUGUGAAAGCCUUAUCAGUGGAAGACAUUGAUCCCUUUAUUUGUACUCAUAUUCUUGUGGCCUUUGCUAGAAUCAGAGACAAUGUAAUUGUUCCAGCCAACGAUGGUGAUAUUGAGGUAUACAAGGAAGUAAUUGCCUUGAAGAAGCAGAAUCCAGAACUAAAGGUUCUUUUGUCUGUGGGUGGUGGCUCAACAGACGGAGGAUUCCCAAGCCUUGUUCGUGAUCCUCAAGCAGUUAUUGAGUUUGCCUCACAUUCUCGAAAAUUCAUCACAACAUUUGGCUUUGAUGGCUUAGACCUUGACUGGGAAUUUCCUGCUUGGCCUGCAUUGGUGAGAAACAAGCAGGAGAAGAGAUGGUUCUCAAGACUUGUUCAGCAUCUCUUCCACGAAUUUAAGUCACCAUUACACAAACCACUCUUGCUCACAAUUGCUGUAGCAGCUCCAAAGGCAAUCAUAGACAGGUCAUAUGAAAUCUCUGAGUUAUCCAGGUAUGUAGAUUUUGUGUCAAUGAUGGGUUAUGAUUACCACAUCUUCUGGCCAUAUCUGCCAUUUACAGGCUAUAAUGCCCCUCUCUUUAAAAGUAAAAAUGACAAAUAUUACUUUGCAACUAUGAAUAUCCAAUGGUCUGCAGAUUAUUGGGUGAAGAAAGGGAUGCCUAAGGAGAAACUGGUCAUUGGAAUUCCUACUUAUGGCCGCACAUGGAAAUUGCUGAAUGCAGCAUGGAACAAAACUGGAUCACCAGCAGUUGGAAAGGGCAUGCUGUCUGGCAUUGUGUCAUACCCUGAAGCUUGCAUAUUCUACAAGGAAGGAGCAGAAAGACAUUUUGAUGAAUCAUGCAAAGUCCCUUAUGCAGUGAGGGAAAGGGACUGGGUUUCUUAUGAAGAUCUUCAGAGCAUCAGGGAAAAGGUAAAGUGGGCAAAAGACAACCAUUUUGCUGGAGUGAUGACGUGGAACCUGAACUGUGAUGACUGGGCUGGCAUUUGUUCAGGAGAGAGAUUUGAGCUUCAUAGCGUGAUCAAGAAAAUUAUUCUAGUGAUGAAUUAGGGUUGAAUUACUCAUGAUAAGAUAUAUAAUUGUACUUGCUUUAGUAAAAAGAAAUUGCAUCUAAAGUAGUUGAUGACUGUAAUGAAUGUGAUAUUGUCAGGGUUUGCAUUUAUGAUUGUGAUGCUAUAAUUUUGAUUAUGGUGCGAGUUCCAGUUACCGGUAAUGAGAGUUAAUGGCACAAAAAGCACAUAACUUUGAUAUGAUAGUAUUUAGAUGUGUGUAGCAGUAGUUAGUAGUAAAUUUUCAAUAUAAUUGUCACAAUGAUAGUAAAAGAAAUUUGUUUGUUGUAUAUCUGUUAUUUAUAUAUAUAUAUAUAUAGCCAUUUCUUUUUCAUAUCUUAUUCUAUGCCAAAGACUUACAAGCCAUGCAUCUUAUUGUAUUUAAUGUGUUGAAUUUAUAUUUUUGUAGUACAACAUUUCAAUGAAUAUUGAUUAAUGCUUAUGAAGUAUUUAAUUCCAACCAGUAACCUAAGCAUUUAUUAUAAAAGUAUUUUUGAAAUAUUAUUACCUUAAAAAACAGACACACAAACAAAGAUGGAAAAGUAUCUGACUUUUGCUAAUAAAAAAAAAAAUUUACUAGUUACUUUGAGGAAACUAUCCCCUGGUUCUAUAGACACCAAGCUCAUUGUUUAUUUGCUAGAAAAUAGUUGCUAAAGUCCUUUUUGUGGGAUCAUUGUUGGCUGCCCCACUGCAUUUAUUUGAAUCUGCUGGGCAAAAGUGUUGUUGAGAUUUAAGUGGGAGUUUGGCAUAGUCUACAUCUCUUAAUAGUACUUCAUAUGAACCAACUGAUGUUGGGAGGGUAUGUUUGUACAUCCUCAGACCACUGUGAUUUCCAUAAAUGGCUUUAGAACAGCUUAGUUACCAUGGAAACAAAUACUUGGUGACAAAAAUUGUAUAGCCAUCUCUGUAAAUAAAAUUCAUACAAAGAAAACAGUA
Messenger RNA from Penaeus monodon (black tiger shrimp), 2683 nucleotides. RefSeq names its product acidic mammalian chitinase-like. Gene Ontology annotation, biological process: chitin catabolic process; carbohydrate metabolic process. NCBI's taxonomy places the organism in Eukaryota, Metazoa, Arthropoda, Malacostraca, Decapoda, Penaeidae. The coding region runs from base 543 to 1748 and encodes 401 amino acids. The transcript has 9 exons. The record is from RefSeq and is a predicted model, not a curated record. Gene Ontology annotation, cellular component: extracellular region. Gene Ontology annotation, molecular function: chitinase activity; chitin binding.